AAGCACUGUCCAAAGUAAAUUUCAUAAAAUGAAAAAACACAUGGGAAAGAAAUUGACACAACUCCAGAAUGAUAUGCUGGAAGUGAAACAGAUUCUUAACGACAUUAAGAAUGCUGGCCAGCAACAAAGUAGGCCUGCGGUCUGCAAAUUAAAGUCGCUCAAGGAUGUAGCUCCGCUGUCUGAUGAAGAAGGCGACCCACUUGUGAUCCCUGAUGAUCAGGUACACAUUGGUGACAAAAAAUUGAUUAGCAAGAAAGCCAUUGCUACUGUAGAAAAGGGAUGGAGUGGUAUGCGGUCUAGGCUAGUGGAACUGGCCAAACUAUUUUGGCCAGAAGGCGAUCAUGUCAACUGGUCUCUGAAAAAAGGCCUUCGACGGAAUGUUGUCUCCACACAACAUGUGGAAAGUAUGAUUAAAAUAUUGGAUACAAUGCGGUGGUCAAAGACACCAAAUUUGUCUUUGAAAUAUGUGAAGCGGGAGCUGGGGAAAGCCUUGUCAGCAGGUGACGCUGGUGGAGCAGGUGACGAAGAGGCAGGCAGUAAUGAGGAGAACAAACCUAACACCAAGACACAAAAUGAAGACAAGGACAGAGAUCUAAAGAAGAAAGAUGACAAGAAGGCAAAUGACAAUAUUUUUUCAGAAGAGUGUGUUGGUUUGCACAGCAAAACAACUGAACUUCUGCAGAGUGUCACUGAAAUCUUGGCACUAAAAAACAAUGAUCAUGGUAAUACUGCUGGUAUUGAUGGUUUAAAUGAAAUAGAUGGUGAACAUGUGGAAGACGAAGAAGAUGACAGUGAAGAAGAUGACAGUGAAGAAGAUGAAGAUGAAGAUGAUGAAGAGGGAGAUAGUGAGGAUAGUAGUGAUAAUGAUGACGGUGAAGAAAGAGGAGAUGAUAAGAAAGUAGGUGCUGAUACAGACAACUAAGCAGCAUAAGAUUUGUCAAAAUCAUAAAAUCAUUGAAUUUUUUUUUAAAUGUCAGUUUCUAUGGUAAUUAAUAUCAUGUGAGGACACUUGUAAUUGAGAUUGUGAUUAAGAUCAUAAAAUCAUUGUGGUUUUUCUUUAAAUGUCAGUUUCUAGGAUAAUUAAUAUCAUGUGAGGAUACUUGUGAUUGAAAUUGUGAUUAUAAUUGUAAACUUUAUGUCAGUUUUCACUUUCAUACGUUCUAAGAAUUAUUUUUUAUUUCACCAGUUAAUUUUUAUUAAAUUUU
Molecule: messenger RNA, 1205 nt
Organism: Frankliniella occidentalis (western flower thrips)
Lineage: Eukaryota; Metazoa; Arthropoda; Insecta; Thysanoptera; Thripidae
Exons: 4
Coding region: 29-922 (297 amino acids)
Source: RefSeq, a predicted model, not a curated record